Colletotrichum spaethianum is the source of this 546-nucleotide messenger RNA. RefSeq lists its product as uncharacterized. The coding region runs from base 1 to 546 and encodes 181 amino acids. NCBI's taxonomy places the organism in Eukaryota, Fungi, Ascomycota, Sordariomycetes, Glomerellales, Glomerellaceae. The transcript is spliced from 2 exons. The record is from RefSeq and is a predicted model, not a curated record.
AUGCACUUUGCCAAAGCCAUUCUGCCACUCCUGGCUCUAGGGGCCGUUGCUUCUCCUGUCCCGGUUGAAUCAACUAAAUUGGGCGAGGUUGCCAACGGCAGCCCGCGUCGCCGUGACGUCGAGCAGCUCGGCGACGUUGCCAACGGAAGCCCUCGCCGUCGCGAAAUCGAGCAGCUCGGUGAGGUUGCCAACGGUAGCCCGCGUCGCCGUGACGUCGAGCAGCUCGGUGAGGUUGCCAACGGUAGCCCGCGUCGCCGUGACGUCGAGCAGCUCGGCGACGUUGCCAACGGAAGCCCUCGCCGUCGCGAAAUCGAGCAGCUCGGUGAGGUUGCCAACGGUAGCCCGCGUCGCCGUGACGUCGAGCAGCUCGGUGAGGUUGCCAACGGUAGCCCGCGUCGCCGUGACGUCGAGCAGCUCGGUGAGGUUGCCAACGGCAGCCCGCGUCGCCGUGACGUCGAGCAGCUCGGCGACGUUGCCAACGGAAGCCCUCGCCGCCGCGAUCUUGAUCAUCUGAACCAGAUCGUCAGCACUGGCGCGAGCCGUUAA